GCCACUCCCCACCAUCUCCCUCUUUUCAAACAAUUUCGGUUCACAAACGCCGUCCAUUCUCCCAUCCCAUUCCUAUGAGGCCUGUUUUGCUGCCAUAGCCUUUUUUUUUUCUCUUCAGAUGAUGUGUAUUUUUUUGGUGUCCUCUUAAUUUUGUAGUAAUCUAACUGAGUUGCCAUGAAAGCAAACGUGCACAGAAAGGAAAAUAUAGCUCCACCACCUGGCAGGAACAUUGUAGCAACAAGUAAAGUGAAAAAGGGCACAACCGCACAAAAAAGGUCCGCACGAAAAGCAUCAGGUGUUUUGUCUGUUAGUGCUACAGAAGUUGUCAAUAGGCAGCUUUCAGUUAGUGAAGGGUGUAUAGGAACUAAAAAAGAAGUUGAUCCCUUGACAAAGAUAAAGCUGCAGCUUUUUCCAGUUGAUGAAGUUACUAGAAUUGGAUUAGAGAAGGAUGGUCUUAAUCCAUUCCUCGAACUCACACUCAAAGCUAGGAAGAAGAUAUCUUCUGUCAUCAAACACAUCCAUACAAAAUGGGGUGGCUCCCACAUAGCUGUAGGAGAGCCAAUGCUUUUGCCUUAUGAUACGCACCUUAGACAUUCACCUAUGAGCAGAAGAUGGACGUCAAAAGACUCCAGUAUUAGUGCAGGAGAUGUUUAUAUGGCUGUACAAAGUCCUGCUAUAUUUCGCUUAAGUUACGGGUGGUUCUCUGAUCACCAGCCUGAAAGAGUUUCUGCAACAACUGAUGUGCAUAAUUGCAUAAAAUCUGAUGGCAUACACAAAUCGAUCUCAGAAGAUAGGAACUGUGUAGAUGCAACAGCUCAAGUAGCUGUGACUGCGCCUCUGGUAAAUGAUACUGAAGUCAAGAUUGGUCAAAGCCAGGAAUCGUCACGGUUAAUGGAUGAUAACAUGACCGAUUUGACAAUGGGGGGACUUUUUACGUUAGAGGGAAACAAUGAUACUGAAGUCAAGACUGGUCAAAGUCAAGAUUGGUCAAAGCCAUCCACUGACAUAAGCAUUGGAGGCUUGCUUUCUGAGGCAUCGUUACAGGGAAAACUUAAUCAUCAAGCAGCAAUUCCAGCUCCGGUUACAUGGGAUGAUAAUUUAACCGUUUUAAGCAUUGGUGGACUUCUAUCAGAAGCAUCUUUGCAGGCCAAGAUUAAUAACAACAAAUCUGAUGGGGGAUUUAUUUCUGAUUCACUUGAUGCCAUGGUCUCUUCACACGUAAAAACCAAUUGCUCUUCUAUAUUGGAUGCUGAAGAGACAUGUCAUGCAUUUGCCUUCAGGAAGUUCUCUUCAUCCACCAAAAACAUUCGUGUUACUGCAAGAUCUACUCAAGAUUCGACUUCAAACCCAUUCAGAUUUCCUCAUCUUCCAGAGCAGCAGGCUGAAAAUGCUUGUGGACCUCAACAAUUUGGUGAAGACAGCAGAAGUCUUGGAUUAAGAGGGAUAACCUGGAAUGAGUCGUUGGGUCCAUUUGAUCUUGGCAACUCCAUGCCGUGGAAGGUUUUUGGUGGUGGUAACGUUUGAUUGCUUCAUCUUCUUCUGCAAGUAGAUUAUGGGAAAUUAAGGGUGUAUAAAGUUGAUUCAUGGGAUUUGUUAUACAAGUUUUGUUAAUGAUUUUAGCCAACUCUUAUAAAUCACUUUUAGCAGAUAUUUUUAUUUGAACUAUGUGUGUCAAUCAAA
Molecule: messenger RNA, 1680 nt
Organism: Helianthus annuus (common sunflower)
Lineage: Eukaryota; Viridiplantae; Streptophyta; Magnoliopsida; Asterales; Asteraceae
Product: TSL-kinase interacting protein 1
Exons: 9
Coding region: 175-1524 (449 amino acids)
Biological process (GO): pattern specification process
Cellular component (GO): nucleus
Molecular function (GO): chromatin binding
Source: RefSeq, a predicted model, not a curated record